This is a messenger RNA of Camellia sinensis, 673 nucleotides long. The record is from RefSeq and is a predicted model, not a curated record. Lineage: Eukaryota; Viridiplantae; Streptophyta; Magnoliopsida; Ericales; Theaceae.
AGAGAGGUUGGGAAACUGUCCUGAAUGCAAAGUAUAUCUCGGUUGCGCUCCAUUGAAAAAACUCAGGGCCGACCAUAGUGUGCAACAUAUUAAGGCUGCAAUCUUUGAUUCCUUAAAAAGAAGAGAGCCUAAUCCUUUGCUUACUACAAUAGAGUCAAUGGAACCUGAAGUUAUGCCCACUAUUCCAUUGCUUUCCAGAAGUAAGGAAAGAUAUCUCUCUUCCUUGGUUAGCCAACCUAAGGCGUCAAAUAGGGCUGCAACGAGUAGAAGAAAGAAAUCCUUGCCAAGAAAGUUCGUUGCUUCACGAGGAUCCACUUUAUCCGUUGAGGAGCCAAUGAAGAACAGGGAAGCCAUUCCCGAGAACUCAAGCCCUCUUGUGACUCUAACCAAGAUUGCAGAAAAUAAAAAGCCGAAUUUCUUUGCUGGCGAGUCAUCUAAGCAAAAUGUGCCUUGUGAAUGUGCAAAGGCCCCUGUUGAGCCAUUGGAAGGUACGACUGCUCUUUGGAAACCUUUGAAUUGUCUUGUAGAAACUGCAGGUAUAACAAAGCCUGGCAAGUCUAUUGUGCAAGAAUCUGUGGCAAAUUCAGCACUGCCCGUUGUCCAUGAAGAUGAAGAAAAUGCGAACAAAAUUACCAAAUUGAAGGAACGAGCUAAUAAAUCAACUGGCAUUUAA